AUUCACUCUAUCUGGACUCCCACAGUACACAGAACAUGGAAAUGCAAUUAUUUUAGUAAAUAUAAACUGCUAAGUAUGUCUUGUGACUUCUAUCAAUGUCCAGCCAAACAUUGGUUAAAGCUUGUAGGAGGAGUUUUGUUUCUGCUCUAGGAGGAUGCAGGACCCCUGACCUCUGUCUGGACAGUGCUGAACGGCCCUGUGCUGAUCACAUGCACUCUUUCAAGAAAAAAAAAACCCUCUCUAGCAAUACACACCAAACUGAUCAUGUGCAGAGUGUCUCCACACGAUCAGGAGAUAAGGAGGUUCCACAGUAGGUAUAACAAGCAUGCUUUACUGCAUAUACAGACUGAUUUUACUGUUGUGGGUUUAGUAACGCUUUAAGUAAAUCAACCCCAUGGUUUGCUUUACACA
Molecule: messenger RNA, 411 nt
Organism: Staurois parvus
Lineage: Eukaryota; Metazoa; Chordata; Amphibia; Anura; Ranidae
Source: the annotation of a GenBank genome assembly